This is a messenger RNA of Apiotrichum porosum, 1626 nucleotides long. RefSeq names its product eukaryotic translation initiation factor 2 subunit gamma (gene GCD11). Gene Ontology annotation, molecular function: GTP binding; GTPase activity; translation initiation factor activity. Gene Ontology annotation, biological process: formation of translation preinitiation complex; positive regulation of translational fidelity. The record is from RefSeq and is a predicted model, not a curated record. Bases 1 to 1626 code for a protein of 541 amino acids. Lineage: Eukaryota; Fungi; Basidiomycota; Tremellomycetes; Trichosporonales; Trichosporonaceae. The transcript has 5 exons. Gene Ontology annotation, cellular component: eukaryotic translation initiation factor 2 complex; cytosol.
AUGGCCGCCGCUGUCAACGACCCCCGCGCCGGCUUCACCGACGAGUCCGGCCUCGCAAUCGCAGAGGUCGAGGUUGACGUCACAAAGCUCACCGCCCUCUCCCCCGAGGUCAUCUCCAAGCAGGCCACCGUUGCGGCCCGGUUCUCGGUGGCGAACAGUGUGCAGCAUCCUGCUCCAGUCAGCAGCAGCAGCGGUGCUGCUGCUCCUCCCGCCCCAGUCCAGCCGUCCCCUGCACAGAGUCCGCUCUUUGUCACUCUUUUGCCGCCAGAGCCGCUGAACCGUCUCCUCUCCCCAUCACGAGCGGCGGAGCUAACACGAAAUUUCCAGAUCAACAUUGGUACCAUCGGCCACGUCGCACACGGCAAGUCGUCCACUGUUCGCGCCAUCUCGGGCGUCCAGACCGUUCGUUUCAAGAACGAGCUCGAGCGUAACAUUACCAUCAAGCUUGGUUACGCCAACGCCAAGAUCUACAAGUGCCAGAACCCCGCAUGCCCUCCCCCCACCUGCUACCGCUCCUACCCUUCGUCCAAGGAGAUCAACCCCAAGUGCGAGCGCCCAGGCUGUGACUCGCGCAUGGACCUGAUUAGGCACGUUUCGUUUGUCGACUGCCCCGGACACGACAUUCUCAUGGCUACCAUGCUUACCGGUGCCGCCGUCAUGAACGGUGCCCUCCUCCUCAUUGCGGGUAACGAGUCGUGCCCCCAGCCCCAGACAGGCGAGCACUUGGCUGCCCUCGAGAUCAUUGGUGUCGACCCCAAGAACAUUGUCAUCUUGCAGAACAAGAUGGACCUUGUCCGCGAGUCGGAGGCUGUCGACCACGCCCAGCAGAUCCGCAAGUUUGUGGAGGGUUCCAUUGCCGGCCAGGCCCCCAUCAUCCCCGUCUCGGCUCAGCUGAAGUUUAACAUUGACGCCGUCGUCAUGGCCCUGGCCAAGAUUGACCCUCCCAAGUACGACUUCUCGGCCGACCCCCGCAUGGUUGUCAUCCGUUCGUUUGACGUCAACAAGCCUGGUUCGACCGUCGACGAGCUCAAGGGCGGUGUUGCCGGUGGUUCGAUUCUCCAGGGUGUGUUCAAGAUUGGCCAGGAGGUUGAGAUCCGCCCCGGUCUCAUCACCCGUGACGAGAAGGGCGAGACCCGUUGCCGUCCCCUCCGUUCGCGCAUCGUCUCGCUCCUCGCCGAGCAGAACCACCUCCAGUUUGCCGUUCCCGGUGGUCUUAUUGGUGUCGGUACCCUCGUCGACCCUGCGCUCUGCCGUGCGGACCGUCUCCUCGGUAUGGUCAUGUCCGGUGUCGGCCAGGGCCCCAGCAUCUACACUGAGAUCAAGGCCGAUGUCCACCUUCUCCGUCGUCUGUUGGGUGUCAAGACCGAUGACAGCAAGAAGGCAAAGGUCAGCAAGGUCGCUGUCGGCGAGACCCUCUUCGUCAACAUUGGUGCCUCGCAGACCGGUGGCCGUAUCCUCGCCAUCAAGAAGGACGAGGUCUCGCUUGCCCUCACCACCCCGGCAUGCUGUGAGCCCGGAGAGAAGAUUGCCCUGUCGCGUCGCAUUGACAAGCACUGGCGUCUCAUCGGUUGGGGUAAGGUCAAGGCCGGCGGCGUGCUCGCCAAUGUCAUUGAGCCUGAGGAGUAG